ACUGACAGUCAGUAGCUUGUCGGCAAUGACGCGGCACGAGUUGGCGCUAGAGUACUUCCGUGUUGCCGCGCUUCCAUAGUGUUCUGUGUUCAACUUUACUGUUGCCUGCCUCACUAGUGACUCGUUUACGACGUUUCUCUGACACAGCAGUGUGGGUUUGUAAAGGCAUUGCUUCCGGUUGGUGGUGGGGUGUAUAAUCAGUUACUUUUGUUCCUCUGUAGAAUCGUUUAACAUUUUUGAUUUGUAGAGCAAACUUUGGUAAGAGGCAGAAUAUUUUAGUUAACUGAGUAGACGGGGGAUGUAAAGCACAUUGUAUCACAGUGCGUGCGCGAUGUGAGUGCGUGCGUACAAGUGUGAGUGGUAGCGUGCACGCGUGCGGGUGUCACGCAUGUCCUCCCCGGAAGAGCCAUCCUCCAGCCAUGACGCUGGGGAGACCUCGGAGCCCCACAGGGCGCCAGAGGAAGCCGCCGCGGCCUCCACUCCCGCAAACAUCCGCUGCCGAUGGAAAGCUGUCUUCAAGAAGAUGCGGAAGAGCCUUGCAGUCAAGGGCAGCCAAGACAGCUCAUCCAAAGGAAAAGACUCCAAUAAUCUAGACUCCUUCAACUGCGAUGGGGAACCUCCACCGACGUUGGAGGAAAUCCGAUGCUGGGGGAAGUCUUUCGACAAGCUGAUGCGGAGUUCAGCGGGUAGAAAGGUGUUCCGAGACUUCCUACGGUGUGAGUACAGCGAGGAGAACAUCCUCUUCUGGCUGGCCUGCGAGGAACUCAAGAAGGAAUCUAACCCGGACGUUGUAGAGGAGAAGGCCAGGUUUAUAUAUGAGGACUACAUCUCAAUACUCUCCCCAAAGGAAGUGAGCUUGGACUCGCGCGUGAGGGAGAUCGUCAACAAGAACAUGGUGGCUCCGACACCGCACACAUUCGACGAGGCGCAGCUUCAGAUCUACACACUCAUGCACCGUGACUCGUACCCGCGGUUCAUCAACUCGGCACUGUUCAAGCAGUUGGCGCAGCUGGGCAACAACAACGGCGAUGGCGGAGCGAGCGCCGGGGCCAGCGGCACGGCCACCCCUACAACCGCUGCUCAGCGCAAACAGAGCAAUGCGUAACUGUGACUGUGUACAUAGACCCUCAUGAGCCUUCACUGACUCCCUCGCCUGACCGGUGGCGUCGCGACGCGCCUCCUCUCGAUCUGUCUCUUGGCGAGGGAAACCUCUAAAGCAAGUCUUUUUGGUGAUUCAGCAUUAUCAAAACCAACAAAUAACACAUCGGGAAAUUGUUAAGGCAAACUGUCUGACUAUAACUUCCUGGGGGCACUAUCACAAACUUCGUUCGCUCUUCUUUUACCAAGAAAACGUUUUAUUCCAUGAUUUAAACCUAUGGUACUUGAAUCUGCCUUAGAAUAACGGUUGAUUGCAAAUUAUUACCAAUAUGUUGAAUCUUUAAGAAAUACCGGAAUUUCACUAUUUAGAAUGAGUUCCUUAAUAAAAAGGUGAAACGAAGUACUUUGCCUAUUUAAAACCUAUGGAUGUGGGAUUUGUUGUACAUGUUGGUUCUAGGUGUGAAUGCGCGCAAUAUCAAUUAAAAUGGGGAUUUUACAGUUCUGUGAUUGUGUCUAAACCUACAAAUGGAAAAUGUUUGAUGUGUUAGUAAUAAAAGGUUUUAUAUUUUCCACAAGCUCGGCAACGGAUGUGGUAGCUUGAAAUAUGAGAACUGAUGAAAUUGUUUGGUUUUUCAAUCAAAAAUAUUUUAUCGUGGUCAAAUUCUAAAUCCUAAUCGCAAAAAGAAAAGUUUUAGAUUUUGCAUUUUCUUACUGUAGUAAGUAUACGAGUAGAAUGCAUUUCAGAAUCAACAAAUAAAUAAAUAUCAUCUUCAUUUUCAUAUAUUUUACAAGGUAAACGUUUUGAAAAUGCUGAAUCAGCGUACUUUACAUCCUCAUAUAACCCGACCUCCGCCAAGUCAGUGCCACCUGAGGUCGGCAUGCAAACGCAAUCAAGUAACCAAUGCAAGAAAUCGAUGACAAGCGUCUCAGUAAUUCUAAAUCAGUCGAGCUACUCUGUUACCAACGUCACUGUUCGCCAAAGAUAACCAAAGCAGGCCUAGAAUACGUCUCGUAGUCGGGCCUAGUACAUCCAUUACACAAUUGUCAUUGGCUUUAACCAUUUUUAUAUACAAACUAGAUCACUUUUAUGUUUUAAUGUUAAGUGAAGUAUUUAAUAUAUCAUAAGUUUUUAUAAUGAUAGACUAAAUGACCCGUUGUCAGUAACUUAUGCUACUUAACUCCCUCAGAGUGAAGUGAUAUGGCGAGAAUGUCUUUACUUUGCAAUGGUAGUGAACUGUUACAACGCUCGAAUAAAUAUUUAUUGCUAUACAAACCGUACACAUUGACAAAAGAUCACGUUUUUUUUUUUUUUUUUUUUUUUUUUUUGCUUUGCAAUUAGCUUUUCAAUUUCUUGCUAUGAGUGGCAACGUACGUUUAUACGGCGAUAAAGCUUAUCGUUAUUUAGUGGGUACUUGAAAACAGUUAUCGGGCAAUAACAACUUUUAGUGUAACAGGUAUUUAAUGCUCUGUUUUAAUGGAAGAGUUGUAAUCCAGAUUUUAAGAAAAACAAUCUAUGUUAUUGUAUACGUUUACAGAUGUUUCUAUUAUAUCUGUAAGUAUAAAGCAGAACUGAUUUACUGUAAACAAACAAAUUUUAGUAACCAUGCAGUUCAAAACUUACUUUUAACGUAGGCCUAAGGAAUCUAAUCAGAAGUUUUUUUAACGAAAUAUCGUGAAAACUAAACAAUUUUAUUAAUUCAAUAUUGAUGUUAAAAGAAUGAAAUAUAUUUUCAAUGGUUGAUUUAUAUUAGUUAUGCAUACUCAAGAAAAGUAAUUUAGGUUUACAUUAAUAGCCGUUUGUAUUGGCGGCCAUCUUUAGUUUAGCCCCAUAAGAACAAUAUAAAUUUUAACCAAUUCGUGACCGUAUUUUUGUCCUACAGUUGUAAGAAAUGUCCCGUUCUAAAUAUAUAGCUCCAAUGUACGUAUCCAAUCACGUUUUUUAUAUUUUUCAAAAGAAUAUUUCAAACCAUUUGUACUUUAUCGUUUAAAUACUCAUAUAUACACUCAUGUAUACAGUUACAAGAAAAAACAAAAGUCUUUUAGAUGUGUACUUGUUAUAUGUUUCGAAUGAGACAUUUCUAAUUAUAGGAUUAAAAAUUAGAGCGCAAAAAAGUACUUUAAAUUGAUCUUAUUGGACAAACCUAAAGAUAGUUCAUUAUAUCCGGUUCUUAAGAGCCCGUAUCUGAUCAUUAUCUUGAUUUUAUCCAUGUCAUUAAGAGCCAGCUACAGUAAACAAAUAUGAAUUUCGCACCAUAAGAACAAGACUAUGACCUAAUGUUUAAUCGUAGAAUCAUGAAAGGUUCUCGUUUUAGAAAACGCUUUUGAUUGUUUUCUAUAUUUUUAAUGGUUAUGUUAAAAGCAUUUUUGUACUUCAACAUUUAAUUCUUCAAAAUGUUUUCUUCACAAAUAAAAGUGUUAGAGUCGAAAUAUAUUUUAAAAAUAAAACAUAUUCCAGUAUUUUACAGCCAAAAAUAAAGGCGUUCAUUAUUGUUCUAUGAGAAAAAAUCAAGUACGUUCACUAUAUCAGCCUCUUAAUCCCACAUUAAUUAAGGUCGUACUUACCUUGAUAAUUCAACUAUUGAAUAUAGAGAAAAAUAUUAUUAAAAAUACAUUAUUUAAUUUCUUAAAAAUAUAGACUGACUGUACGUACCGUGCUCACUGACGCAACUUAAAACAACUUUUUAUAUUCGUUAUAUGUUUUUGAAGGCAAUUUUUAACCUACAACCGAACAAAACCUUUUCUUAAAGGGGUUUUCAUCAUGAAGGUGGAAAGGUUACCAAUCACUCUACCUAGAUAUAUUCAGUGUCAUUAUUAAAACUCACUACAGUGUAUAGCAAACCACGAGUUGGUACUACAUGCGUUUAGGUGUUAUUCGAUCUAAGGGACAAGUUAUAAUGUAAAAUGAAAUGGCUUUCCUGGUAUAAAAGUAAAACAAUUCCUAAAUACUAAUUUGGAAUCAUAAUGAUCAUAAUAAUGACACCAUGUUUUAUAGUCUGAUUUAGCUUAUAGAUUUUAGUAGGUUUUAAUGUUGAACAAGGAUUACAUUCCUGAUUCGUGUUUGUUGCCGUUAAAAAUUAGUACCAUUUCGCACAUUGUUUGAGGUCGAGUGAGAGGAUAUGAAAUCGAAGCAGAAUUUUUUAGAAUCCCGUUAUUUUUGUCACGUUCUUUACUCAAGUGCAGAAAGUAACGAGUCGCAUGCACAAUUUAGUUUUAUUUUAACCUGUUUGAAUACAGUUGGACGCAAAACUCUGCACUCGAAACUCGUACCUAUAGGUAAAAUAUGAACGCACAAAUUCUGUUACAUUAAACAUAUUGUACAGUAUAAGUCAGUGUGAACAUAUUGUGUGGUUAUUGUUACCUUUGUUCAUUGUUUAUUGUUAUGUUACGUUACGUUGUUGUGGAUAUGAUUAUCGUUCUUACAUGUAUAGAGUGGUUAAUCAUAAGAUGUAUAUUAUCUUUGCGAGGUAAUAUUCUUCUAAAUGUAAGGGAAUGUGGUAAAAAAUUUAAAAAUUGAAUAAGCUCAGAAUUAAGUUUGUGUAGUGAGUGUGUGGUAAAAAUACAAGUUGUUCAGUAACUCCUAUAUUCAAGACCUUUAACCAUGGUAACUUCUGUCAUUCAAUUUCUGAAUGGAUAGUAAAUUAAUAAUUUAUCUUUGAAUAACAUCCGCAAUUUAGUACGGUGCUUUUUGAAAGUAUUUAUUUACGUAAUAACAAGAGUUUUACGUAAAAUAUGAAUAUUGUGUGAAGUAAUUUUAUAACAAUAAAUUUGUAUCAAAUUAAAAUACAAUCUCCUCACUAAAUAUUUGCAUGAUUAACAUUAAGAUGUUGUAACACAGCUUCUUUUGCAAACUUUGCUGGAAAGAUUUACGUGUACACUUUUUGAUUUUCUACGUUGCUGCAAUUAAUCUCUUACUGAACGACAUUGUAGUCUGUCACACAAAUUUAACAUGUAACAAUUACGCACUAGCUAAAUCAUAUUUAUUUUACGUUCAAUUAUUUAUAUAGAUUGUUCGUUGAGAUAUCGUUAAAUCGGUUACGAUCUUUGAGUUAAAUCGUUACUACAAACCCCCCCCCCAGUAUUUGUAAAUUAUUUAUGGACCGUUUGCUAAUUCAUAUACUAUUCCUAACUGUAUUACUUUAAUAUUAAAUGAUUACAUAAGUCAUGAAGUCUAAAGUAAGGUUAGGACAAAAUUAUAAAAUUUGUGUUUGUGUAUAUAUUAUUACUUGCUACCAAACAGCGGAAAAUUUUUUUACAUAAUUAUUUUGGAUAUACUGUAGAUAGUUUUUCCAUUAAUUUUUUGUUAUUUUUUAUAUAUUCAGUUUUAAUUGAAAAAAUUUUAUAAUUAUAAAAACUGUUAGUGCGUCUUAAUGAAAGUUUGUUCAAUGUGCUCAUCUAUCUCAACAUUCAAUAAAGGUCUUUUUCGUUUCAUUUCACUGUGUUGAGUACAAUUCCUAACUAAGAAUUCAGCAUUUGAAAUUCUGGAUGGGUAUUUACAGACGGUAUACUCUACUCACGUUAUCGUGCGGGUUUUAAUUGCAAAGUGCUUCGUCAUUCCCCUAUCACUUAGCAUGCUUGAUCAUACAUACAAACAAAUGCAAUGAUGUAUCCUUUAAGAAUUAAGAAAUAACACUACCAUUGCGCCGAAAGUACUUAAGCGUGGAUGAGAGUACCACGUGACGUCUCAGUGGUUUAAUCUCUUGUAGUGAUAGAACAUAGUAAGUGAAGUCCUCGGUCCCCAUCAUAGUAUGCAUUUGCCUUGAAGAAAUAUAAUUUCUUUGUGAAAGCUUUAAUGAACUCUACUUGUGAAGGAUAGAACGUUUUGGGGUGGGCUAGAACGCCAACUUGUUCUAAAUCUACUGGGCCGACACCAUGUUUUAGUGCUGUCGCUCAUUCGACUUAGAACAACCCUAUUGUUGCUGGGCGGUCCUUGAGCCGUUUUAUAGUUUUGUUUAUUUUGGAAUUACUUAUAGUUUGCAGAGGCAGAAAAAAAAUUGUUUUAUUUUUCAACCUUUGACACCCUUUAUCGACAAUCUUUGAAUAAAUUUUGAUAAAAUUAUUUUAAAGUAUUUUACUAGCUAUAGUAUUUUUAUAUAGUUAGAAUUGAAUUUGAUUUUUACUAUUACUAGUAUUUUAAUAUUUCUUCUCUCUAGUUUCAAUUUUUAAUUGUGCAAUUUGUACAACACAAAACCACAUUUGUGUUGUGGCUUCUGAUUGCAAUCUUUGAUAUUCGUAUCAUUAAUAGAGAAUCCUAGUUGAUUGAGUUAUGUUUAUUUUACAGUAUGAGUACACAGAAUUCUAGCCCGCCCCAAACAGCUAUGUAAAUAUUUGUUUUUGUGAUACUUGGAAUAACGAAUAUUCCAACUACUUAAUGUAGAAAUUUAUUUUAGCUGAAUUUAGUUUUUGAACUGUGGUGCGUCAUUGUUGGCACCUAGCAAUGUAGCACAAUAUAUGUUAUACGAUCAUAUACUGUAUAAGAUAUCUGCUGCGAGCACAGCUGGGGUCACCCCAUAUAUAAAUAAAUGUAUAAUAAACACCCUGUGUCGUGCAUUGUAUGUGUUUGACCAAUAGGACUACUGUGGACCACGUUGUCGUGUGCGAGCGUGCGUGUCUGUGUGCGUGCGUGCGUGGCGAGUGUGAAUCUAUCAUUUACAAGUUUUUACUAAGAUAUGUUUGUUAAGAUUAUGUCAGGUCUCACUUCUAGUCAAAGUGUUCCUCUAGUGACACUACUUUGCAAUGUGUACAACUUUUCAACCGAACAACUCUUGUGAUUUCAUUCCCUUGAAACAAUAUUUUAUCUGUACUCAGACAAAAUAAAAGUUGAAGUUUUAUCAUGAA
Homalodisca vitripennis (glassy-winged sharpshooter) is the source of this 6933-nucleotide messenger RNA. RefSeq names its product regulator of G-protein signaling 20 (gene Dhit). The record is from RefSeq and is a predicted model, not a curated record. NCBI's taxonomy places the organism in Eukaryota, Metazoa, Arthropoda, Insecta, Hemiptera, Cicadellidae. Bases 389 to 1105 code for a protein of 238 amino acids. The transcript has 6 exons.